AUGACUGAUUUUGGAGAAAUUCUCAAAAUUGUGGGUGAUUUUGGGCGUUUUCAAAAAUGUUUGGUGCUGCAAAUUUCUCUGGGAAGUUUUAGUAUUGCGUUCCAUAUGUUUGGCCAACUGUUCAUGGUUAUGGAUGUGCCUCAUCAUUGUGAUACCAGCUGGAUCCAUGACAUUAGUCCAAACCUGAGCAAGGAACAGCAGCUAAACUUAACUAUUCCUUGGAACACUCCUGGAUCUUAUGAAGAAUGCCAUAUGUACACUCAAGUGGAGCGAGAUAUUGAUUCCAUUCUACAAUAUGGGCUUAACUCCACUGAGAAAUGCCGGAACGGCUGGGUCUACCCUUCAGGGGAAGAGCAAACGCUGGUAACUCAGUUUGACCUGGUAUGUGAUCGAAAAGGACUACAUGACAUCUCCAUGUCUAUUUACACGGUUGGACUUCUCCUUGGAGCUCUGGUUUCUGGUUCAUUAAGUGACAGAAUAGGUCGGCGUCCUGUUACCUUGUUUUCCAUGCUUCUGAUGGGGGCAUUUGGUGUUGGAGCAGCCUUUGCACCAGAUUUCUAUGUCUACAUGGCUUUGAGAUGCCUGGUGGGUGUUGCUGUGUCGGGUUUCACUAUAAGCACAGUGACGUUAGGUGCUGAAUGGGCUGGAGUCUCCUACCGGACACAUACAGUGGUGAUCUCUCAUUGCAGCUUUUCCAUUGGACAGAUGACUUUGGCUGGCUUAGCCUAUGGGGUUCGCAACUGGAAGCUGUUGCAGAUUGCUGGAUCUGUCCCUGUGCUGUGUCUUUUCUUUUACAUAUGGGUCCUUCCAGAAUCUGCUCGGUGGCUUAUGACAAAAGGGAAGAUAGAGGAAGCCAAAAAACUGCUUCGAAAGGCUGCCUUUGUCAAUAACCAAAGCAUCCCCCCAGAACUGUUUGAACAGCUGACACCUGUAGAAAAGGAUACAUUUGGAACUAUUCUGGAUCUCUUCAGGAAGCAGCACCUGAGGAAUGUGACUUUAGUGAUGUUAUAUACCUGGUUUGUGAACAGCCUGGUGUACUACGGCAUGAGCCUCAAUGUGGGGAAUUUCGGCUUGGACAUUUACUGGAUGCAGUUUGUGUUUGGAGCUGUUGGGAUACUUUCUUGCUUGUGCUGCUCCUUCCUGCUACAGUGGUUUGGGAGGAAGAAAUGCCAGUGCAGCUUUCUGCUCCUGGGUGGAGUCAUGAUGCUCCUCAUCACCAGCAUCCCACAAGAUUUGCCAGUGGUGGUCACGAUGCUGGCUGUGGUAGGGAGGUUUGCCAUCUCAGCCUCAUUUUCUACUUCCUAUGUGUAUUGUGCAGAGCUGUUCCCCACUGUUCUGAGGCAGACCAGUUUGGGUUUAUGUUCAAUGUCAGCCAGAGUGGGUAGCAUCAUCUCCCCUCUGAUUGGUCUCUUGGACAAGUAUCAUCCUUCUAUCUCCAAGGCGAUAUUUGGAAGCACUCCAGUGAUUGGAGGAAUUCUUUGCUUCCUGCUCCCAGAGACACAUGGCAAAGAGCUUCAGGAUUACAUGGAGGAAGGUGUGGAUGGCCAGCGGUCCUGUGAAAAGGUCAAUGGUAGCUAUGAAAUUGGAUACUUGACAGUGAAAGAAGAUGGCCAAAGCACAGGACACACAAGGGUCACACGCCUCUAG
Pelodiscus sinensis (Chinese soft-shelled turtle) is the source of this 1647-nucleotide messenger RNA. Its product is annotated as solute carrier family 22 member 13. Gene Ontology annotation, molecular function: transmembrane transporter activity. The record is from RefSeq and is a predicted model, not a curated record. Gene Ontology annotation, biological process: transmembrane transport. Gene Ontology annotation, cellular component: membrane. Lineage: Eukaryota; Metazoa; Chordata; Testudines; Trionychidae.